Pneumocystis carinii B80 is the source of this 609-nucleotide messenger RNA. RefSeq lists its product as hypothetical. Gene Ontology annotation, biological process: regulation of DNA-templated transcription. The transcript has 4 exons. Gene Ontology annotation, molecular function: DNA-binding transcription activator activity, RNA polymerase II-specific; protein heterodimerization activity. NCBI's taxonomy places the organism in Eukaryota, Fungi, Ascomycota, Pneumocystomycetes, Pneumocystales, Pneumocystaceae. Bases 1 to 609 code for a protein of 202 amino acids. Gene Ontology annotation, cellular component: nucleus; CCAAT-binding factor complex. The record is from RefSeq and is a predicted model, not a curated record.
AUGUCUGGAGGCUAUAUUUGUGAAAACAGCAAAAAAAUCCUGUCAAAAAAGACAGAAUUUACAGAUAAAUCUAAUAGAAAUAUAUCAUUUUAUAAUAAUUACUCUAUAACUAAGUCAGAUCCAUUUUCAAACGUAUAUAAAGGCCUUACAGGUCAAUAUAAGGACAUACUUAUUAAUUACUGGCAAAAUAUAAUAAAAGAGAUAGAAAACAAAGAUUAUGACUUUAAAACUCAUCCAUUACCUUUAUCUAGGAUAAAAAAAGUCAUGAAGAUAGAUGAAAAUGUUAAAAUGAUAUCUACGGAAGUACCUAUUUUAUUUGCAAAAGGAUGUGAUAUUUUUAUUAAAGAGCUUACAUUGCGUGCAUGGUUUCAUGCAAAAGAAAAUAAGAGACGUACUAUACAAAAAUCAGAUAUUACAAAUGCAAUAUCCAAGUCAGAUAUGUAUGAUUUUUUAUUAGAUAUUGUAUCAAAAGAAGAAGAUGAUGAAAGUUUAAAAAAUGAAAAAGGUUAUAUGGCAAAUAUCUCUAAAUUGAAUUUUAUUUCAAAAAUUCAAAAUCCAUUUAUUAAUAAUACAGAUGAUAACUAUUCUAAAACAUAUACAAGUAACUAG